GAGACCCCCUUGGGGUACCCCGGCCUUGAGCCGGCCCCUACAUUUUUCAAGAUCUGAAAAGCUCCUUUAACAGGUUUUGAAGAUGAACGAGACAGAGAGAAUUCCAUCACUCCUGUCACUGUACUCCGUCCUGGAGGAUUUCAGGGUGGAGGAUACAGAUUUUGAGGCCCUCGCCUCUUAUUACGAACAUCACUACCGGGUCCAAUAUGGGAGCAACGUCAUCUUAGAUCAGUUUAUACUGCUCUACUUUUUGGACCCGAGCACAAUCAAUGGGAACAUUAUCCAUUACUGGAUAAUGAUUUACUAUCUGGAAGAGCUCAAGAGGGAGCAUGCCACCCUCUGCAUUGAUGUGUCGCUGUCUCCUGAGACACCAACAGAGCAGCAAAUAUGGAGGCAGCAUCUGGAGUAUCUGCGGCUGCAGAAUACUGUCCAAUCUCACCUUCUCCAGCUUGGCAUGACAUUCUCGGAGAAGGAGAAGAAACUGCAGGAAGCUGCUCAUCCUCCGGUGGGGGAAAGGCUGACCCUCCGAAAACGGGUCAGGAAGGCCAUCAUGAAGAGGCUACAGAGAGUUUGGGUAAUGUAUCUAUUUACUGUCAAUUACCCUUCAUCUAGAGAUGCCCCAUGUUGUCCAGUGCAGUUCCACUUUACUUCCGGCCAUUCUGAUCAUUUUCAAUCAGAACAAUAGAAAGGAAGUUAUACAGUGUCGGGCUGGCCCACCAGGAUAC
Xenopus laevis (African clawed frog) is the source of this 725-nucleotide messenger RNA. RefSeq lists its product as uncharacterized. Bases 83 to 685 code for a protein of 200 amino acids. The record is from RefSeq and is a predicted model, not a curated record. The transcript is spliced from 8 exons. NCBI's taxonomy places the organism in Eukaryota, Metazoa, Chordata, Amphibia, Anura, Pipidae.